This is a messenger RNA of Ostrinia nubilalis (European corn borer), 3870 nucleotides long. RefSeq names its product protein tipE (gene Teh3). The coding region runs from base 251 to 1069 and encodes 272 amino acids. Lineage: Eukaryota; Metazoa; Arthropoda; Insecta; Lepidoptera; Crambidae. Gene Ontology annotation, biological process: regulation of sodium ion transport. Gene Ontology annotation, cellular component: plasma membrane. The transcript has 3 exons. Gene Ontology annotation, molecular function: sodium channel regulator activity. The record is from RefSeq and is a predicted model, not a curated record.
CCCACAAAACGCAUACACGACAGAUAAAUCAACAAAAACUGUGAAAAUACACCAAAUAUUGGACCAAAAAUUUGGUACAGUUCACGGAAUAUACAUUGGUUUUAUUAUUGAGGAUUGGAUUAUUAAUAAUUGUGAGAAUUGGGAAGUUACACAAACAUCUGUUUCGGCGUUCCCCUCCUCUGCGAGGGUCCGGCUGGUUCACUAAGAGACGACUAAACGCUUGCAAUGCUUUCUACUGGCUGAACUCCUCAUGUCUUCGAUGAGCAGAUCCCGGGGGAGCCUCUCCCCAGCCGCCUCCGAGAGAUCCACGCUCCCCAUGGGAGCUUCAGCCGAACCAGGCAGCCCGGAGUUCAAGCCACUAGAACCGACCAGAGAGCAGUUGCUAACGCACUUUUUCGAGCGAUUCAAAUUCUACACAUCACUUUGCCUCGGCACGUCAGCUAUACUCGCAGUCUUCGCCUUCCUAUUCUUAAUACCCUUUGUCGUGGAGCCCGCGAUCCAAACCAUCCUAGCAGAAUUCGUCCCAGAAGCUGGCAUCUGUGCGGUUUCCGAACACGUCCAAGCGAAUACUUUAACCAACUGCACAUGGGCAUCAUGUCGGGAGGGCUGCACAACUGCCCACACAAAAUGCCACAAGAUCCGCGUCAAUCUAGCAAGAAGACCUUAUGAGGAAGGCGCAAAAGUACCAAAGGAAUGGGACGAAACUGACUUGAAAUUCCUAAUCAACCCUGAGGGUUGCGGAUAUCCACCGAGAGUGAACUGUUCUAUAUUCGCAAGCGAGUAUGCAGGGCCUAAAGCCCCGAAGAUAUUUCCAUGUUACUAUAGCCUGACGAGGCCAGAUCUGGUGGUCGCGAGGUAUUCAUGGGAGUCAACAGUUAGGGGCUUAAUAUUGGCCCUGGUGCUACCCACGACUGUUUUCGUGUUCAGUCUAAGUGUGCUCGCUUAUUGGCACUGCCGCUGCUGCGACAGAGCAUGCAAUAGGCGAGUUCACGCCGAAUCGUAUGCGAGUAAAGAGGACAGCAAACUCCUCUGCGAGUUGGAUGACGAUCCGAGUGACGAAGUGUUCUGACGCCGCGCUUCCGCCGCCCGCCGCCGCACCUCCCCCCGCAACUAUACGCAGCUUUAAAGACGCCGAUUGGCUAAUCUUGCGAUGACGUCAUUUGUGUGAUGUGGUGACUGGUAGCCACUGCUAAAGUUCGUAUCACUGACUAUUACGUAGCCACUUUUAAAGCCUGUAACGCUACGUAUAUUACAUACGUAAUAGCCAUUUCUGAAGUCUGUAGCACUUACUACGUUUGUAGCUACCGUUAAAGUCUGUAGCAUUGACUACGUAUGUAGCCAUUUCUGAAGUCUGUAGCACUUACUACGUCUGUAGCUACUGUUAAAGCUGUAGCUUUGACUACGUAUGUAGCCAUCUGAAGUCUGUGGCACUUACUACGCCUAUUAUAGCUACUAUCAAAGUCUGUAGCAUUGCCUACGUAUGUAGCCAUUUCUGAAAUUCGUAGCACUUACUACGUAUGUGGCUACUGUUAAAGUUGUAGCAUUGACUACGUUAUGUAGCCAUUUCUGAAAUCCGUAGCACUUACUACGUAUGUAGCUACUGUUAAAAUCUGUAGCAUUGACUACGUAUGUAGCCAUCUGAAGUCUGUAACACUUACUACGUAUGUGGCUACUGUUUUGUACGUAACAUUGACUUCGAGUGAUCACUUCUAAGGUUCGUAGCACUAAUUGAGGCGUAGCUAACCCUAAAGUUCCGUAGCACUGACUACGUCGUGUCCACUGUAGCCGUAUUUAUUCUAACCAAGAAAUACGUCUUGUAUAACACUUCGAAUUUUCAUAGCCUCGUGACAUAUGGAAUCACUGAAGAACUUUCUCUACUACGUCGUAGCCUUUGUUUUUCGUAGACGGCCAGUGUUACGCCUCGUAGCUACUACGAGUAAAGUGACUACAGAAAUACGGGCGACAUGUUUGUAUGGUACCACCUUAAAUUUGUCGUGUUAAACGGUACAUAACUUUAAGAUAAUUUACUAAAGAACUUUGGUUCGAGGUCACUUUACGGUGCUAUUAUGAACUACGACGUCACACACGUUACUUCAUCGCAAAGCUAGUUAAAAGCGUUACAUCAAUAUUGCGAAUGCGUAUUAUGAAAACUGAGGUACAUUUUACAAUAACGAUUAAUGGCAAUAAUGAAAUGAAAUAAAGAAUUUUACUAUUCGAAGCUUAAGUAGUGACAACACAAAUAUUUCCAAUACUGUGGUUUUUCACACAUAAAAUAGUGUUUGUUUCUAUGACAUAUUUUGACGCAAACGCAAACUUUUGGGGUGGUAUAUGAAAAUGAGCAGUAUUAUAACGAUUUUGGCGGGCAGCAGGGCUUUUGCUUGAUAUUUGUAUAAAUAAUGUUUUGAGAAAAAUGAUAACAUAAAAAAUUGAGCGUCUCUUUGUUAUAAAAUUGAGCUAUGCCGGAUAUUAUAGUUGUAUAAGUUUUCUUUGAUCUUUUUUGCUUCCGGAAACGCGUGACUUUAAUAUUGUGUUCUGUAUAAACUAGCUAAUAAGUAUACCUAGAUAGAAUAAUUCCUAUUGAAUAGUGCAAAAAUAUUAAGGCAAAUGAUAAUAAUUAUUGAAAUACAAAAAUAGUUAAGUGGAUUUAUUUGUGAAAAUCAUAAUUUCAGUUUCAAUAACGGUUUGAAUUUUUGAGAUAUCGUAAAUAAUUCAGUUUUUAUCAGAAAAAUAUAAAUAUGAGAAACAAAAGUGAAAUAAAGUUUUUCGCUUUAUAAAAUUAUUGUAAAUGCAACUUAGUUUUUGUACUAAAAUCUUAAAAUUAAUUAUAAUUAAAAUAUUAUGCAACGUUUUAGUUGUAGAUUCAAACAAAAUGUAGAUGAAUUAUAUUCACUUAUAGAUAUAAUUUAAGUAAAUCUUCAAAAUAAUAUUUUGUGUAAUAAUUGUUACAUGAAAUUAUUUACGUUAUAAGUUUGUCAUUUAUCUUAAAAAUGCUAUUUUAGUAUAAAAUAAAAAAAAUAUUAUUAUUUAUAUUUCAAAGUACAACUAAAUAAUAUAAAAUUAUAAUAUACUGCCUUCAAUAAUUUUAAUGUAUCUGCCAUGUUUUUGUGAUAUUAGUGCUUAUCGUGUAAUGUACAUUGCACACAUAGAAAAAUAAUUAAAACAUGCUAAAAUAAACUUAAUAAAAAUAUAACAAAUUGUACCAAUCAUAUCACCAAAACAUAAAAUAUAAUUAUUCGAUCGUACAAAAAAUUAAGUGGGAGCAAAAUCACAAAAGACUAUUUUGUAAUUUUGUUUCUCUUAUAACAAAAUAGAAUGCAACUCAUUACAAAUAAACAAAUAAUAUUUUAAAGUAAAAAAUAAUGAUUUAAAAAUUGCAAAAAUUAAUUUUAAUUAAUAUUAUUAUUGGAGGAUACGUUAUAAUUUUGUGAAAGUUAAAUAUUGGUUUUGUUUGAUUUUGAAAAAGGUUAUAUUGCGUAACUUUCAUUUAAUUUUGCACCGGAGGAGAGCAUUUUUUUAUAAACGUAAGAAAAUCACUACUACAUUUUGAAAGUAAUUGGGUAUGAUGUAGAUAGUCAAUUAUUUUCUAUUUUAAUUCUUUUGAAGAUCAAAAUUUAGUAUGUGAGCCUUUCUCUAUUUGUACGUAGUUUUAUUGUCUGUACGUAGAAUGUGUUUUGCUUUUUCACUUAAUUUGUAUAAAUUAAUAUGUAACCAAUAUAUUUUGUACAUAAUGAAAAUUGUACUUUAAAUAUGCUGUGAAACAAAUGUAAAUAAUAUAAUUUUCAAAGUUAUAUAAAUUAUUUACAUAAGGAUAGUUUUAUUUGUAAGUUUACGCAACAGCAUCUGAAGCGCAAGACGACACAAAUUGUUAUG